Messenger RNA from Myzus persicae (green peach aphid), 4142 nucleotides. RefSeq lists its product as uncharacterized. The record is from RefSeq and is a predicted model, not a curated record. The transcript has 3 exons. Lineage: Eukaryota; Metazoa; Arthropoda; Insecta; Hemiptera; Aphididae.
AGUAGUACUUGGUAGUUCGACAGUAGUAAUUCGGGCGUACACGUGUCCCGGUGUAUCGCGUGUACCAAUGUAUACCAAAUAUAAAAAUUUAUUAUAUUGUAGUAACACAGUGCCCGAUUUACGUACGAGAAUCUCAGCGUUUAAUAUAAUACUUAAAUAUCGCGUGUCCCAUCUUCUGCGAUUCAUCUAAAUCAAUUUUAUUUAUAUUAUUAUACUCGUAUAACGAUUGUAUUGACGUUUUGAUGGAGGCCGUCGAUGGCGGCAGGCUCGUCAAUAUUAUAACUCCAACGAACGUGGGCGCAACCGACUACACCUGAAAACAAUAAAACAUAUUAUACCAUAUAUCUACCUAUGUUAUCAUCAUAAAGAUAGUAAAAGACAACGCAAUGUCCCCUAUCGGUCAGUGUUCUUAGUCUUUUCAUCUCCUGGACUAUAACGAGCAUAUCAGUAUCUAAAUCGCAGAGCCAAGCACAGCACUCAACAGCACCAACAGUACCUACCUAUAAUAAUGACAUUAUAGUUGUAGGCGCCAGCCAGACAUCAGUUGACAGCAGUACUGGUACAGUUCAUACCGAGGAUAGUUCAUAAAUAUUUUACAUUUCUAAAUGGAUGGAGUUCAGAGAAAUUUCAAUAUGAUGGCCGAGAAAAUCGAUAGAAUGAGAUGUUUAAGGGAGCGAUGUGACAAUUAUGUCAGACUAAUAAAACUAACACUCGAUGAAACGAUAAAAGAACAAAAUUCACUUUUGGAUGGAUCGGCUAUUCAUAAUAGACUAAAAUAUCUAGGUGUAAUGGAUAAACCUAAAUCAUUAUCAAACACAUUUAAUACGGAUAAACAUCAUAAACAUAUAGAUUUUAAUAACAAAUACAAGUAUUUAGUUUUUGAUGAUGAUUUGGGUUUCAGACAACAUAAAAAAACAUCCAAUUUAAAUACAAUUGAUAUGUAUUUAUCGAAUGACUAUAGCAACUACAAUACUAACUAUAAACCUCGAUUUCAUGACUUUUCCACGGUACAUGAUGAUCAGAAUAACACAUAUUUCAUGCCAAGGAAUUCUAAAAAAUAUGGAAAGACAGUGAACUUUCAAACACCAGAUACUCAAGAAUACCAAGUAUAUUAUUUUCCUACAUCAAAACCUAUAGCUCAAUAUCCUAGACAAACCACUGAGAGAUUUUACAGACGAAAACCUAUUAAGCAAUAUCCAAAAGAAGAAGUUCAUUAUUGGCCAACACGGUAUCCGAAAUCAGUGAGAGUUAUUGAACGAGAACCAUCUUAUUCAAUGAUCGAUUACGGUUACCGAACUACAAAUGAUUAUCGCAUUGAUAAAUCAAAUAUUGAGCCAUAUAUACCUGAACAUCGUUCAAGAUAUUAUCCAACAAAUGAUAAUAAUAUUUAUCUCGGCCAUGAUGAUAGUGAUUAUUAUUAUGAACCUCAUUUGGGGCAGCGAUCGUUUUCUAGUAUAACAAGACCAUGUUCACCCGUAUACCACCGAGAUAUUUUGUGUCACAGAACUCAAUUGGAAAAUGCCAGCAGUUUACUUGAAAAAAAAAUACGAGAUUAUGUAUGGAACCCACACAAAGACCGUAUUGAAAAGUAUAUGAUUCCCAGUUAUGAAAAACCUACAUAUUAUACCGAUUUUAAUCCAUUAGAGAUUAAAGGCCAAGGAGAUUAAACAUUCAGAACACGUUCAACAUUAGGAUUAGAUUCCAGUGCACGCAAUAGAAAAAACGAAGUAACCAGAGAAAGCACAUAUAAAAAGAACUCAAUACUUACGUCCCCAGAAAGAAUAUCUGCAGACGACGAAUAUUUUCAAUUAAACAAAGACAAUGAUCAUUAUUCUGAAUCCACAUUAUAUAAAAAAAAAACUGAAAUACCUUUGACAUUUCCAAAGCGAAUUAGUUUUGAUCUCGGUGAUGAACAUAUUGAUCUACCUAAUCGUACGAAUUCAAUUGAAGAAAAUACUAAUGGGGAUUAUAACACGAAAGAUCAAAAAUUAGUUUUGGGGAGAAAAGAAUCAAAUUUGAAACUCGAUGAUAAUCGUCGAACAUCGUUAUUGCAAAAAAAUGAUUACCCAGUUUCAAUAAGUAAACAAAAUAUUUCACCAAGCAAUACAAAUGUAAGCUCAAGAAGACAAUCUUUAAAUAAACAAGAAAAGUUAGCUUCAGUUGGAAAUUCUUUUGAAUCUGAUAAAUAUUUAAAUUUGAAAAAUAAUUUUCAAGGAAAUGAUUCGAGUUUGUCAGAAAAAAGCAUACAUUCUUAUAAUAAUGAUGGGAUAAAUUAUGAUAGUAAUAAUGAUAUUCAGAUUUACCCGAAGACACGAGAUGAUAAAAACAAAGUUAUGCUUAAAGAUAUAUCAAAUGAAAAUACAUACCUUGAUCUCAGACGUGAUAGUAAUGAUAAUAGCAAAACAAAAUUGAUGGAAACAACAGAAAAAACCAAUUUUGGUUAUCAAGAUCACACAGAUAAUAAUAUAAAUAUAAAUGAUAAAUCAAAUAUCACUGGACGCAGAGAAAGUUACAAGGACGAACAAAAAUUGAAAAAAGAAAAUACUUAUGGUAGUACAAAAAGCUCGAAUAUAGUGAAUAAUAAAUUAGAGAAUGGAUAUAAUAACAAAAGUGGUAUAAAUAUAAUUAACUCACCCAUAGUUGAUCAUAGUAAUAGUAAUAGUAAUAUGAACAAAUACAAUAUGAACGAAUAUGCAACUGAUCACCAUCAACAAUUUAUUAAUAAAAAUGAUAACGUGAGUGUGGAAAAACAAAACAAUUCCGAAACUAUUCAACCAUAUAAUGCUGUUAAUGAUUCGACCAAUGAAAUAGAUAUUACUCAUACCAUAUCACAAGUUAGUUCUGAUUUCAAACCAAUUUCAGAAGACCAAGAGCCAUUGCAUGAAAUUUUGAAUAACGAGCUCACGAAUAGUGCAAAUUAUUACCAAGAUCAUCCUGGUGAAGACAACAUAAAAGAACAACCAACUCAACAGUAUGAGACACAAGUGGAACAUGUUCCUAAAGACGUACAAUUUUAUACAAACGAGCUCGUUGAUGGUAACAAAGAAGUCGUAACAAGCAACAACAUUGAACCCAUUCAACAAAACGAGUUUGAUGACAAGAACCAUUUACACGAUGAGUAUUAUUAUCAAAAUCCUACAGAUGAAAAAAGAGAAAAUCUAAUAGAAAACCAAUACGAGAAUCCUGAUUCCCAAGUACAAGAUGUCGAAAGACAACACGCCCAUGAUGACUAUUAUUAUCAAAAUUAUUCUAAUGUUAACCAACAAGAACAACCAAAAAAUCAAUAUUCUAAACCUGUUGUUGAAGGAGAAUAUACAGAUGAGCACGUUGAUCAUGACGAUUAUUAUUAUCAAAAUCAUGACAGGGAUGGCAUAAAAGAGCAACAAAGAGAUCAACAGUAUGUUGACCCUAAUUACCAGGGAAAUUAUGAUAAUCAGCCACCGGCUCACGAUGACUAUUAUUAUCAAAACUAUUCUAAUGUUGAUCCAAAAGCACAACCAGAAAAUCAAUACAAUGACUCUGAUCACCAAGGAGAAUACGUAGCAGAGCAAAAUAUGGUCCAUGACGAUUAUUACUAUCAAAAUCAUCCAAAGGAAGGUACAAAUGAAAAUCAAGUUGAUCAGCACUAUCAGGAGAAUCAAGAAAAUUAUGUAAAUGGAGAACAAGACAAUUAUUAUUACGACAAUAAUUCUAAUGUUAACACAGAAAGGCAUCAUGAGGACCAAUAUGACGAAAAUGCCCAACAAGAAACAUACACAGGUGAUCAGCACACAAAUGACGGUUACUAUUAUCAGGAAGACAAUGCAAAUUACGACGAGACUGUCCCAAAAGAUCAGUAUGAUGGUUAUGUUGAUAAUAAUCAGGACGCUAAUGCAACUUAUUAUCCAGAUUCGAAUGUCAACAAUUAUGACCAGCCACAACACGAUUAUGAAAACAAUAGUUACCCAACACAAAACGCAGAAUAUAUUGAACCAUAUGAACAAAAUUCUAUCAAUGAAAAUGAUGGUUAUUCCGAAAACAUCGAAGAAAAUCAACCAACCAGUCAAAUUGCCAACGAACAAAAAUAAUUUUACUUUAUACCACAAUGAUUAAUUAGGAAAUAAUAUUUUAAUACUAUAUUAUACUAUUGAAUAUAAAAAUAA